This is a messenger RNA of Plasmodium fragile, 4149 nucleotides long. RefSeq lists its product as uncharacterized. Gene Ontology annotation, molecular function: ATP binding; ABC-type transporter activity; ATP hydrolysis activity. Gene Ontology annotation, cellular component: membrane. Bases 1 to 4149 code for a protein of 1382 amino acids. The record is from RefSeq and is a predicted model, not a curated record. The transcript has a single exon. NCBI's taxonomy places the organism in Eukaryota, Apicomplexa, Aconoidasida, Haemosporida, Plasmodiidae. Gene Ontology annotation, biological process: transmembrane transport.
AUGGACGUCUCCAACUAUGAGUAUCUGCGGUACCUAGGGAUACAGAACGAAAUAAAAAGAAGAAAGGUGCAAAAAAAAAUCAGCAUAUAUCAUGUAGUCGACAUUGUGGUGCUCAUUUUGCUUUUCCUGGGAUGCUACCAAUUUGAUUUCAAGCAAAGUUACAAAAAUGAAAAAAAUUUAUUUUACAGUUUUUCUAAAUCAUUGGUGGACUUAUUUUGCCUGAACGUGUUCAGAAUAUUUUAUACCUUGGUGUUGUUUUUUGUUUAUUCAAAAAUAAGUUCAUUGAAAACGCUGCAAAAGGUGCAUAUUUUUUCGAGGCACUUCACGGGAAUAUUGGCCAUUGUAAAUACCUUAAAGAUUAUCAAUUUAGAGUAUAAUAUAAUUAGUGGAGGAGAGCCCACAGAUGAGUACAAGUCUCUUUAUGUGAGUACCACAAGGGUAAUUAUUAUGGUUUAUAGUUUAUUUUCUUCCAUUUAUUUUUACCUUGUGCAUAUUCAAUUGUGUACUGUGAAGAAGAGGAACAUCGUGGCGAAGGAUGAGCUGGAAAAGAUACUUAUGAAUGAAUUGAAAUGUAAAAAGUACCAAGUGUUUGGUGCCAAGGCGGGAAGCAAUUUGCAAGAGACCGACACCAGUACCAUGAAUAAUGAUUCUACUCUAGCUGAUGCGAAGAAUACACCUUAUUGGAGCCAACCCUAUAGCAAGUUGAGUGACUCAGACGAUGUGUUCAAAAGUACGAAGAAGCAGAAGAGUUGGUGUAAAGGCGAUGUUGGGCAGAUGGGAAAUGCUCUCGUCGAGAAAAACGUGAAUGAGGCUCUCCUCAAGAAGAAGAAAAACUACUUAGCGUAUAACAAGAUGGGGGGUGGCAGUGGUAGUGUUAGCGGUGGAGGUAAUAAUGUGAACAAGGGCCCUCUAUCCCCCUCCACAUCCUUCCCCACCUCCAAGGAUAAGUCGAACAUAAGCUUCCUGGAAGACAAACUGACUUACAAAGAAUUCGCGACCAUUUUACUUCCGUACAUGUGGCCCAGCAGGAGAGUAGACCAAAAGGGAAACAGCCUCAUUUUACGCACGUACAUUGUGAUGAUAUUUCUGCUCAUUAUAUUAUCCAAGGCGUUCAGUGUAAUAUGUCCUAUAUACCUAGGACUAGCCUCCAAUGAAGUGCUAAAAAAGGACAUGAAGAAUUCUUUGUUUUACCUGACCAUGUAUGUAAGUUUUUUUUUCAUUUCAAAAUUUUUAAAAGAAAUUUGUGGAGUUUUAUAUUCACAAGUACAGCAAUCAGCUUUCAUCGAAUUACAAGAAUCGAUUUUUCAAAAAUUUCACAAUUUAUCUUAUGAGUGGUUUUCCACGAAGAAUGCAGGUGGGAUCAUGCGAAUUGUAGACCGAGGUACUGAAAGUGCUAACAGUUUAAUGAAUUCCUUACUCAUGUAUAUCAUUCCAGCCACCAUAGAAGGAGUUGUUACAUGUAUAAUUUUUGUAAUUAAAUAUAAAAAUAGCCUGUUGGGUAGCAUCCUUUAUAUAGGACUUACACUUUACAUAUACGCCACGAUAAAAAUAACCAAGUGGAGAAAGAAGAUAAGGAGCAAGGCGAAUAAAAUGGACAAUGUGUACCAUGAUAUUGCUCACGAUUCGUUAAGCAAUUAUGAAAAUGUAAAAUAUUUUAGUAAUGAAAAUUAUGAAAUUAAAAGGUUCUGCAGUGCACUCUCUAAUUAUAACCGAUAUAACUUGAAGAUUCUUAACAGCUUGGGUGUGCUCAACAGUGUACAGCAAUUUAUUCUAAACGGCACAUUAUUUUUCACCCUCUUUUGUGUAAUACGUAUGAUUGUAAAUGAUGGAGCUGAUAGUGGAACCUUCAUCAGUGUGGUAGUAUACACAUCUAAUGUGUUUGCUCCGUUAUGUAUUCUAGGAACACUGUAUGCAAAUAUUGUUAAAUCUUUUACCGAUAUAAGUGACCUGACAGACAUUCUAAGAGAAAAAGUCGAUAUUGCAGAGGACUCUGACUUGGAAGCAUUUACCCUAACGUCACAUGAAAAGAAAUUUGGGGUCAGCAUUCAACUUGUAGGUGUAAAUUUUCAUUACCCAUCACAGACCCUACAUGUGGCCCUUGAAGAUAUUAACAUAUAUAUACAGCCAGGCACUACUUGUGCUCUAGUGGGACAUACUGGUUCGGGUAAAACUACCAUCUCGAAACUUCUGUACCGGUUCUAUGAUUAUGAGGGAGAAAUAAAAAUUGGAGGAAGGAAUAUAGCAGAGUAUACGAGAAAUUCAGUAAGAAAUAUUAUCGGUAUUGUCCCUCAAGACACCAUCCUUUUUAAUGAAACGAUUCGUUAUAACGUACUGUAUGGAAAGCUAGAUGCAACAGAGGAAGAGUUAAUUGAAGCUGUGAAAUCUGCUCAGCUGUACGAUUUUAUUAUGUCGUUGCCGAAUCAGUGGGAUACUGUGGUUGGAGACAAAGGGGUCAAAUUGUCUGGAGGGGAGAGACAAAGAAUCGCCAUAGCGAGGUGUCUAUUGAAGGAUCCUAAGAUUGUUAUAUUUGAUGAAGCAACUAGCUCCUUGGAUUCUAAAACGGAAUACUUGUUUCAAAAGGCAGUGGAAGAUUUAAGAAAAAACAGAACCCUAAUUAUAAUUGCACAUAGACUUAGCACCAUUUCAUCAGCAGAGUUAAUUGUACUUUUGAAUAAAGGAAGAGUGGUCCAGAGAGGCACCCACCAGCAUUUACUCAAAUUGAAUGGAGAAUAUGCAGAGAUGUGGAAUAUGCAAUCUAGAUCCAAUGACCUUUUUACAGAUGAUAAUUUUUCAAAUGACGAAAAUAAAAGUGCUCCUGCCGUGACCAGACAAGGGGAAGACAAAUCUGGGCUUGGCCCCGAUGAGUUGAAAAAGGGAGUCCCUCGUGAUGGCAAGGCUAGCAGUGCCAGAAGUGCCUUCUCUGGUAGCGGCGAACAGGAGGAUAAGCAUGAUAGCCGCAAGAAGGGGGGUGGAAAUCUCGACAUGCGUAGCAUCUUGAAGGAAGCCGCGAGGAGCGCCGUUAGGGGCGGUCGUUCAGCAAAGGCGAGAGGUAGUAAAGGCAGUGGCAGCUGCAGCAACACGUCUGGAAGUGUAACCAGUGCCAGGGCCAGCGACGUCAACAGAGUUGCGAGCAUGAACAGUAGGAGUGACCUGCCCAAUGACAGAAGCGACCUCCCCCACGGCAGAAGCAUCUUCAGCCCCAUCAAUCAAAACGUGAACAGCGUCCACAGGGGAACUAACGAAAACUAUAACACCAUUUACGAGACCAAGAAGGAGAACGACGCAGGCAUGUUCAGGGGCAGCGACGGCAGCAACGAUACUGUGCAUAGCAGCUGUGGUGAGGAAAGCGUGAGGAGUGCAAGUGCUAGAAAUGGAAGCGUUCGUGGGGGGAGUGUCCAGAGUGGCAGACGCAGCGAUCGAGCAAGUGUGAGGAGUGGAAGACAAAGUGACGCCGCCUCCAGCAUCAAGGUGAACGACACGGAGCAAGGAAGAAAUGAAUUUGGCAGUGCGCGAAGCAGCAACGGGCAUAUCGAUGUGACCAACUUGAGUGUUGGCGACGCGAACGCAGAACAGGUUAGCGUAGGAGCAGUCAGCGGUGAGCAUGGCAGUGUUGGCGGGGGACACGUCAGCAUUGGCGUGGACAGCAGGGAGAACAGUGUCGUAGAUGGCGCAGAGCACAUUACGGUUGGCGGGGGAGAGCAUAAUAAUGCACUCGAUAGCAGUGCGUAUAGCAGGCUGGACAGCGGCAACAGUCCAGAGGAUAACGACACAAAUCACAACAGCUACAAUAGUAGCAGCACCAACAACGACCUUGAUGUACGUGGAGACGAAAACAAUAUGAACAAUGACGCGAACACCUUCAGUGGCAGUACCAGCAAUGACAAUAACAUUAGCACGAACGACCUAGACAACCAAGAGUAUAACAGUGCCUUCCAGGGCGACUACCAUGUGGACGUAAGCGAUCCGGCCAGCACACACCAGCAGGACAAUGUAUACGACGGGGGAGUUGCGAACGAGCCGGUGAACGACCAUGUGAACGACCAUGUGAAUGACAAUGUGAACGACUCGGCGACUGCAACCGAUUACCAUGCCGCCGCGCUGGACAAUGAUUACAGUUACGACAACGGGGUUGAAGACGAUGAUUAUUGA